AUGGCUGGAAGUUCCCAGAAGGACAGAAAUAAAGUGGACGUAUCCGUUCAGCACGAAUGCCCGCUGAAUCUUCUUCCUCGCGAAAUAUGGUCGAGUAUUGCCACGAUGAUUGCAUCGAAUUCGAUUGAGGAUCUAUUCAACAUGAAGGCGACGUGUAAGGUGUUCCUGGGUGUGGCGAGUUCAGACCCUGUAUACAAGCAUGCGACGAUGUCGUAUAAACCGUUAGCGCGUUUUUUACUUCACCUCGACGGGCCUGAAAGGAGAUUCCUUGAUCGCUGCGUGGAAGUAGGAAAUGUGGAUGCUAUACUCCGACAUGGGUUCACGGAGUAUCUCUGGUUUGGCCGCCGUGACAAAGGGAUGGAACUGCUUGCUAGGGCCUCAACGGAGGGCUGCGUCGAAGCAGGUUACCUGUGUUCCAUGUUGCUAAUGUUUGAUCACAAAGACGAGGAAGACGUGCAAAGGGGUGUUCAAAUGAUGGAGGUUUAUUGUAUUUCUGGGCAGCUCGAGAGCUAUACCAAUUUCUUGAGGGGCAUUUGCAAAGAUACUACUGUGCUCUUAAAAGAAAUGUUUGCACGCAUUUGA
Messenger RNA from Arachis ipaensis, 582 nucleotides. RefSeq names its product putative F-box protein At1g67623. Lineage: Eukaryota; Viridiplantae; Streptophyta; Magnoliopsida; Fabales; Fabaceae. Gene Ontology annotation, molecular function: protein binding. The record is from RefSeq and is a predicted model, not a curated record.